Molecule: messenger RNA, 1065 nt
Organism: Cordyceps militaris CM01
Lineage: Eukaryota; Fungi; Ascomycota; Sordariomycetes; Hypocreales; Cordycipitaceae
Exons: 7
Coding region: 1-1065 (354 amino acids)
Source: RefSeq, a predicted model, not a curated record
AUGCGCGACCCCUCAUGUCAGCGGGGUUCCAUUAUAGACGAGAAGGGGUCGUUUGAACGCGAAUGGGCGAGGGCGACAAAGGGAAGCCUCCGCCGUGGCGCGCUUCAUCCUGCCAACUCUGACUGGGCUCCCGCAGAGGCCGUCUCUCACGCCCCCCAACGUGACACGACCGCAGGUCUUUGUGGCGUGCCGUGGCCGUGUCUCGACGCAAUGAUUCAGCCCACGGAUGCCGGCGUUGAUGCUGCAGGUGGUCAGGCCAAAAUACAGGGCACCCCUAAUAGCAGAGACGUUGACGGUACCAUGGACAGCGGACAGGUUUGCCUGCCGCUGAUAGCCCCCCCGUUGAUAUUCAUUACCAUGUCUCUGUUAUGGGCUGCAAGAGGCACAGCGUUACAAAUCACCCUUCUCUUCUUUGCAAGCUUGCGGCGGGCCUUCUCGUUUACUGGUAGUUACGGGUCAUCACUCACCCCCCGCUCGCUGCUCGCUAGCUUGUCGGGCUCCAAGCACAUAUCCAUGCGUCCCACGAAGCGGCUCCCCACUGGCGCCACGACAAGAGGUCGGUUAAAGUGCCAGACGGGACCAAUAUCAUCCGCCGGCUGUUACGAACAACAAAGAGUCAUUUCGGACCAAUCCCCACAAACAGCUGGCUUCCAGCGCACCCUUCGCUUGGCUCGUUUCUGGAAUUCCCUCGAUGCUUCUGUUACCGAUCCCUCGUCCUGGCUGACUCGGUGUGUUGCAAUUGUCAUGCAGGCCGUGCCAAACGGAAGAUUGCCCAGCGAUGCAGGAGGGUGUUUUCCUGUGACAUCAACGUUGGGCGUCACACCGGUCACGAUUCAAAGCCUCAUCUUGACGAAAAUGGCAACCACCGCUAGUCUCGGCUUAGCCAUCAUCGCCACACCAGAUUCCACAUCAGGCGAAAACCGCCCACAGCGCCUCUUGACGCCAGCAUCUCUUGACAGCCCCUGCCAAGAGACACAAACGAUAUCUUCAACCAAUUCCGGCUCGCUCAUAGGGAUCACCAUCACCAAUAGUGGCGCAUUCAAUGGACAAAAAGCCGUGGGAUAA